Messenger RNA from Coprinopsis cinerea okayama7#130, 1365 nucleotides. RefSeq names its product CMGC/SRPK protein kinase. NCBI's taxonomy places the organism in Eukaryota, Fungi, Basidiomycota, Agaricomycetes, Agaricales, Psathyrellaceae. The record is from RefSeq and is a predicted model, not a curated record. The coding region runs from base 1 to 1365 and encodes 454 amino acids. Gene Ontology annotation, molecular function: ATP binding; protein kinase activity. Gene Ontology annotation, biological process: protein phosphorylation. The transcript has 7 exons.
AUGUCAAAGGCUGCUAAAGAGGACGGGGUCUUCGUCUUCAAAGAGGACCCUAAUGUGUUCAGUCCUCCAGGUUACUUUGGAUAUGCGCCUAUCAAGCUAGGCCAACGAUUUACAAACCUCGACCGAAUAUCUCCUCCAACGUUUGCCCUCACCAAUACAACAGAAAGCUACGAAGUUGUCAGGAAAUUGGGCUGGGGACAAGAGGCUAAUGUUUGGCUUGCCCGUCGUUACACCAAGGACAAUCCGAAGGAUUCAAAACCACUCUAUGUUGCCAUCCGUAUCCUGUCUGCUGUGUGCAGUGCUUACGUCGUCCAAGGCCCUUCAUACGAACUGUACGCUCUGGGAUGGCUGCAAGAUACUGACGAGCCUGCCAUUUCGCACCCAGGACGAUCAUACUGCAGCCUUGCCAAGGAUCACUUCCUAUAUAUCAGCGUUCACGGAUGCCAUCUAGCCUUUGUCUUCGAACCCCAUUCCCUCAAUCUCCAGGAUUAUAUCCUCCGCGAGAAAACGCAAAACCCUGGACUCCAAUACCUCUUCUCUCUCGACGGAAUCAAGAACAUCAUCCGUCAAACUUUGCUGGCACUGAGCUACGUCCAUGCUCGUCAACUCAUACACACAGACCUUGCCACAGACGUCAAGUGGUCGAAUAUAUUCCUCGACCAGGGUAACCAAGACGACGCUAUCAUAAAGUAUCUAAUCCAAAACCCUUCGAAAGCAUAUCCCGUGAGGUUCGCUCCUGGUCUCACCACUGAGCCCGUUAUGGAGGUCAUGUCACAACCCCUACCACUAUUCGAGAACCCUUCUCGCAACUCUUUGACUCUGAAACUAGGGGACUUCGGUCUAGCUGCCCCGGCCCUAGAGGCGAAGAGGCGAGGGCCGUUCCCUGGGACACCGACAGACCUCCGGGCCCCCGAGCUUGUACUCCGCUCUUCAUGGGGCGCACCCGUUGACAUAUGGGCUUUAGGCUGCAUGUUUUUCGACCUGAUCUUUUCCAACAGACCACCGUUCGACCUCCGAGGCCCACCGGGGGACCUCGAUGCCAUCCAUCUUGCACGCAUGGAAGAGCUGCUCGGUCCCUUCCCUCCCUCGAUGCGCACUCUAUGCCGUGAAGACACCAGGGACAAGUAUUUUGACGAUGACGGUUCCUUGAAGUUCAAGAUCGAAUGUUCCAUGGCAGCGUCGGGUAACCUCGAACAGCAACUAUCUCCUCUGCGUCAAACGUUCUCAGACCAUGACGUGGACGAACUCAUCCGCUUCAUGAGGCGCUGCUUGACAAUUGAUCCUGCGUCAAGGCCCACGGCCGAUGAGCUUCUUCAAGACCCAUGGCUGAGUGCUAAUAGUCAGGACCACUCUUCAGAGUCAUGA